Messenger RNA from Saprolegnia parasitica CBS 223.65, 882 nucleotides. RefSeq lists its product as hypothetical. Gene Ontology annotation, molecular function: NAD+ poly-ADP-ribosyltransferase activity. The record is from RefSeq and is a predicted model, not a curated record. The transcript is spliced from 2 exons. NCBI's taxonomy places the organism in Eukaryota, Oomycota, Saprolegniomycetes, Saprolegniales, Saprolegniaceae. Bases 1 to 882 code for a protein of 293 amino acids.
AUGGGCUUGCCUGCGUCGCUUUCGGUUCGCCUCGACGCGAUCGCAGCCGCCCGCCACGCGCUUGUGCAGUGGACGCACGCCAUUGCCUUGGGCAAGGCGCUUACAACGAUCGAGCUGCGCGCCUAUGCGCUGGCCUUCUACGGCGUCUUGCCGUGUCUGGCGCCGUGCGAUGCGACCGCGCCUGUCCCGAGCUGCCUCUUACCGCUCGAGCCGCUGCACGACGCCGUCGCACUACUCCACAGCCUGUGCCUGACGCAGUCGCUCGCCUCGACGAAGCGCCUCUAUGGACAGCUGCAGCUGCUCUCAUCACGGACCAACGCGGGCUGCCAACGUCUCCUCGAGUGUGCGCGGUCAACCCGAGGGAUCUACGCUGGCGUGCGCACCAAGCACGUCUGGGCUAUCCAGCCCACCGCAGUGGACAAGACGAUUGGGAACCACCAGCUGCUUUUUUACGGGGCGCGGGGCAGUGCGGCCUCCGCCAUACUCGCCCAGGGCCUGCGCAUCGAUGCGACAUCCGACGGCCGCCACCUGCGCUAUGGACGCGGCGUGUACUUGAGCAACUCGAUGGAAGAUGCGAUGACACACAUGGGCGACGGCGUCGGCGUCGGCUGCGUCUUUGUCGUCCAAGCGGCUCUGGGGGCGGUGCACACGAUCGUUGACGGCCCGACGCCGCAGUGGCAGUCGGCGCCCGACGGUUAUGACGCGGUGCGGGUGCCCGGUGCAUGGACGCCGGCGUCGUCGCGGUGCAUCGUUGACGGCCUCUCGAUGGCCCACGGUCCACUCCGUCAUGACACGUACGUUGUGUACCGCGAGACUCAAGUCCAGCUGCGCUAUGCCAUCACCUUUCAAGGUAUCGACGACGACGACGACGACGACGAGUAG